AUGUCGUCCGAUUCGAGAUCUCGCCGGAGAGGCGUCUGGAGCCAUUGGGUUCCACUGGCCGUGACCAUCACCGUCGCGACCGUCGGCAUAGCCGCCUGGGCAUGGAGCCAGCGACAGGGCGACGAGGAGGAAGAGGAGGAGGAUCCCCCGCCUGCCGGCCUCGACUAUGAAAACGCAGACUACGGCGAGAACCCAGCGUACGGCGCAAGCGACCGCCAUCUCAGAGACUCGUACUCCCGCGGUGAAGGCGCGACCUACGGCGUCACCGACCCGCACGCCGAAGCACAAGCAAAUGCAGGAUGGGGGCAGUCCAUGUCUGGUGCGCUACGCCGGACCCCAAGUCCCCAGCAGUUCCUCAGCAAUGCCGGCAAAGCUGUGACGGCCGGUGUGGGAGCCGUUGGCGCAGCCAUGGGUAGUGCGCUGGCUGCCAUCAGAGAAGAAGACAAGACCGCAUAUGCCGACCACGAGACGUGGUCGCAGGAGGCCGAGUCUAGAAGAGAAAAGGACAAGCCGGCCCAGCCGCGCGAGCCCAGCAAGCGGAGGAAGACGGUCGCCGUGGUCGUGUCUGCCGACACCAACCUGGACGACCUGGAUGAGGACGGCUUCCACGAACAUGCUUCCAUCCUCUCGCACAUUCCCCGAAACACAGACUUCUCCAAGAUCAAGCUCUUCAUCUUGAUCUACUCGCCAGGUCUCAAGGACACUUCCCUUGAUGCGCCGGCAAGUAACCUGCCUCCAGCUUCUCUGAGUUCGUCAUUCUCAAACAUUAGUCACAACCAGGCCCAGACUCCGGGUGAUGAGUCCAAGAGCCCCUUAUUGAAAGCAAAUGUGGACCCGGCAUUCAACGCCGUCUACUCGCAGGCUCUCGGCUUGGUCGAGAAGGAGUCGAUGAUCAUGCCCUUCACCACCGAGAAUGGGCACGUUCACAUCUUGCACCACCUGCAGCCGGAAGUCGUCUACCUGCAGGAGUCGCUGGCUGGUGAUAAUGGUCUUCACAUCACGCGCCUCCAAUCCUGGCUCAGAUAUGACGUCAUCUUGGUGGUCGGCGCCGAUGGUGGCCAUGGCGGGCUCGCGGACAGUGAGUCGGAAGCCGAGAGACCUGACAAGACGGAGAAAUGGUGGCAGAGGGAGGACCGGGUCGGCCGCGGCAGAGGAGUCGUCGUGGUUGAUAGUCUCCGGGUUGGUGACGAUUGGGCACGCCGGGUGCAGGGCAAGGAGUAG
Messenger RNA from Neoarthrinium moseri, 1221 nucleotides. RefSeq lists its product as uncharacterized. The record is from RefSeq and is a predicted model, not a curated record. The coding region runs from base 1 to 1221 and encodes 406 amino acids. Lineage: Eukaryota; Fungi; Ascomycota; Sordariomycetes; Amphisphaeriales; Apiosporaceae. The transcript has 3 exons.